This is a messenger RNA of Cylicostephanus goldi, 603 nucleotides long. Lineage: Eukaryota; Metazoa; Nematoda; Chromadorea; Rhabditida; Strongylidae. The record is from the annotation of a GenBank genome assembly.
AUGCGGCUGGCGGCGCCUGCCGGCGCGGUAUGUAGGCAUCUCAAACGUACAUCCAUUGGAAAUGCACUUAGGUGUUACGCACUGGAUGAUUUGUUGAUGAAGAGCGACACAAUUUCCUUGCAUUGCCUGUUGACCGACGAGACACGCCACAUCAUCAACGAACAGACGCUGAAGCAAUGUCGUCCCGGUGUAUUCAUUAUCAACACAAGUCGAGGAGGACUCGUUGAUGAGACUGACCUUGCCAAUUACCUGAAAUCGGGACAUGUCAGAGGUGCUGCUCUCGACGUACAUGAACAAGAGCCCUAUGAAGGAAAUGUGAUGAAUCCACUUUCCCAGUGCCCAAAUGUUAUACACACACCUCACGCCUCUUGGUUCUCGGACAGUUCCUGUAAGGAACUUAGAGUGAAUGCUGCAAAAGAGGUUCGCCGAGCCAUCCUGAAUCGGUUUCCGAAUGAUUUGCUCAACUGCGUAAAUAAGGAGCAACUCCUAGCGAAUGGUGGAGGCGCUCGAAGGGCCUUAGCAGCUGCCGCCGCUGCAGCGGCUAGCCAGCCCGGACCAAGCAGUUACAAUCCACUAGUGGGAAUGCAAAAUUUUGGUAGGUGA